Messenger RNA from Sitodiplosis mosellana (orange wheat blossom midge), 472 nucleotides. RefSeq names its product GA-binding protein subunit beta-1-like. Gene Ontology annotation, molecular function: protein binding. Bases 35 to 472 code for a protein of 145 amino acids. NCBI's taxonomy places the organism in Eukaryota, Metazoa, Arthropoda, Insecta, Diptera, Cecidomyiidae. The record is from RefSeq and is a predicted model, not a curated record. The transcript is spliced from 7 exons.
AGCACCACCCGGGAGGAACGUAAACGAAAAAGACAUGUAUGGAGAGACAGCUCUGCAUAGAGCUGCUUUUGCUGGCAAAGUGAAGGAAGCUGAAGACCUCAUCACUGAAGGAGCCGACCCUAAUAUUGGAAAUAAUUUUAAUGAGACAGCUCUGCAUUAUGCUGCUAAGAAAGGUCACAAGAGUGUCGCCGAACUUCUCAUCCGCAAAGGAGCCAAUCUUGAUAGUGAAACUAAUACGAAAGAGACACCUCUUCAUUGUGCUGCUGCCCAUGGUCACGGAGGUGUCGCUGAUGUGCUUCUCAAGAAUGGAGCUAACGCUAAUAUUGGAAAUGAUUUGAAUACCACAGCUCUUCAUUUAGCUGCUGACUAUGGUCACAAGAGUGUCGCCGAACUUCUCAUCCACAAAGGAGCCAAUGUUCAUAGUGAAACUAAUACGAAAGAGACACCUCUUCAUUUGAAACCAUUGAUUUGA